AUGGCAUCUGCUGAUCUGAGAGAGGAGCUAACCUGCCCCAUCUGCUUCAGUAUUUAUACAGAUCCUGUAACUCUCAGCUGUGGCCAUAACUUCUGUCUGGGCUGUAUUGAGAGUGUGCUGGGUACCCAGGAGGGGUCUGGGGUUUAUACCUGUCCUGAGUGCAGAAAGAGUUUCAGAUCUGAGUCUAAGGAACACAUCUUAACUGAACCCACCACUUCUUGGGGUAACAAAAAAUGCACCGAACACAAGAAGCUCCUGGAAUAUUACUGCACUGAGGAUGGUGCCUGUAUCUGUGUGUCCUGCUCCCUGGCCGGAGAGCACAGGGGACACCAGGUGGAGCUGCUGAAUGAGGCUUCUGAGAAGAAGAAAGAGAAACUGAGAGAUGUUCUGCAGAAACUGACCACAAAGAGAGAGAAGACUGAGAAAAGUCUGCAGGAGCACAGGAGAGGGGUGCAAGAGAAAGCAGCUGGUGUAACAGAACAACUCUUAAACCAGAUCCGGCAUCUGGAAAAAGAGAAGGACGAGCUGACCAGGAAGAUGAGUCACAUUGAGGAGCUGUGCAACAUGACUGACCCAUUAACUGUCCUACAAGAACAGGAAUCACACAGAGAUGACUUUUGUGGUGCUGAGAAGGGAGAUAAUGAGGUCACACAGAGAGAUAAACAGGUCCCUGCUGGGGGGGCUUUGGAUGAGGGUCUGAUCUCAGGGUCCUUAUACAGAAAUGUAGCUGAUAUUAUGCAUGAUGUAAAAAGAGAGCGCUAUAUGCAGGUGACAUCAGACAUAUUACUGGAUAUAGACACAGCUGGUAAUAGUGUUAUUGUAUCAGGUGACAUGAAGACUGCAUCCUGGUCACGUAUAGAUCAGCAGAGACCAGUAACACCAGAGAGAUUUACAUCAACUGUUCCUCAGGUAUUAAGCACCAAUAGCUUUUCUUCAGGGCAACAUUACUGGGAAGUGCAGAUCAGUAAAUCAGGAAUCUGGAGGGUCGGGGUUUGUUAUCCCAGUAUGGUAAGAGGAGAAAGUUGUGCUCUAAUGGGAAAUAAUAACAAGUCUUGGUGUUUGCGUUGUUGUUAUAAACAUCUUUCAGUUCUGCAUAACACAAGAGAUACAUUAUUGCCUUACCGUCUAUCAUGUGACACAGUAGGAAUACUGCUGGACUAUGAGGCUGGGCGUCUGACCUUUUGUGAGCUGUGUGACCCGAUCAGACACUUACACACCGUCACUGUCACCUUCACUGAGCCUCUGCAUGCUGCAUUCUCUGUAUGUGAUGCCUGGGUGAGAAUCCUGCGCUAGAUCAUCACUCAACACAGAGAACCCAGAGGAAUUAUACACUGUAUGUUCUGGGUAUAAUACACAGAUUUAUUACUAGUAAAAUCAGCCUUCUGCCGUGCACCCUAUUUACCUAAUAUGAAUGAUGAUUAGUGGGUACAAACAUUACACCUGAGGUGUGAUACCCCAGUAUAUAAUAUAGUCUAUAGAAAUACACACUUACAGGGGAUGUGAUUCAGGGCGUGAGAUAGAAAAUAGUGAAAUAACCUAUGAUGUCAUAUACUGUUACAUAUUAAUUAGUUAACCCCUUGUGCUCACAAGGAACCCUUCAGAACAAUACAAUAUAUACACACCUAUC
Molecule: messenger RNA, 1627 nt
Organism: Bombina bombina (fire-bellied toad)
Lineage: Eukaryota; Metazoa; Chordata; Amphibia; Anura; Bombinatoridae
Product: zinc finger protein RFP-like
Exons: 1
Coding region: 1-1293 (430 amino acids)
Molecular function (GO): protein binding; zinc ion binding
Source: RefSeq, a predicted model, not a curated record